GUCUUAGUCCUAGUGAACAGCCAUGGCUGAUGUCCACGUCCGAAUAUGUGAGCAGGAGAUUAUUAAGUAUGAUCUGGAAAUUAAAGCACUGAUACAGAUGGCAACAAUUAUUUUAACCCUAACUGAUGCAGAUAUCAGUGAAUGUACUGGGCCACACACUAAACUAACAGAGUUAAAUGGCACAGUGAAGGAGAAAUUUGUCCGCCUUCGCCAGCGGAUCCAGGAUCUGGAGCAAAUGGGGAAGGAGCAGGAUAAAGAAUCGGAUAAGCUGGCUUUACUCAGACAGGUGGAGGGCCACCGGAAACAGAUGCUCAGUAACCAGACGGCCUGGAGGAAAGCCAAUCUGGCCAGUAAUCUGAUGAUUGAUAGACUGGAGAAGGAAGAUUUGCUGAGUGUGGGUGACACUACCGUGAGACAAAGAAAGGUGACGAAGGAGAGCUUGGUUCAGACCUCGAGUGACAUCACUGAGAGUCUGAUGAGUAUCAGCAGAAUGAUGUCACAGCAGGUGAAGCAGAGCGAGGAGACCAUUAGUACUCUGGCCACAUCAUCAAGAACGGUUCAAGAAACCAACGAAGAGUUUAAGGCUAUGACAGGGACCAUUCAACUGGGACGAAAACUCAUCACAAAAUACAAUAGACGUGAACUAACAGAUAAACUGCUCAUCUUCCUGGCCUUGGCACUCUUUCUGGCCACAGUCCUGUAUAUUCUGAAGAAAAGACUCUUCCCUUUCCUUUGAUCCUGGGCUUUUGGUGUAAUCCAACAAUUAUCUGGAAUCAGUUUCCAUGUGACAGUUUUUCGAUUGCAGAGUUAAGUUAAUGUUGGAAUAAAUUGUUCUGUCAGUGGUGAUUUGCAAUACUAUCACAAUAAAUUAUAUAUUUAUUCCAACACUUGCCUUAAUCUAUAUCAGGGAAAGCAUCAGUGUGGUUUUCAGGAACAAAAUGCACUUUUAUAAAGUGUGAAGUCUGAAGUAAAUGAUGACCGACUUUUGCUGGUAAUGCUAAUGUAAUGUACCUGAUGUCUGCUAUCAUUGUUGUGUAAUUUUAUUUUUAUUUUCUUUCCUGAAGUAAUGACUAAUAAUUGACACCUGUCUUUGUCAUUCUGUUUUCGUGCUGUAUAAUAUUAUUGCACAUUCAAUACAAAGUCUUACUAAGUGUCAGCCAGUGCUGAAUGUUUAUUUUACAUUAAAAACGCACUCAAGAGUUUGAGAAGUCCUAAAUGUAUUUCAGUGCAUGUAUCACUGGAGAAUGUUGUUUUAAUAUGAGAAUUUGAUUUGAAUUCUCUUUCAACUUCACCCUCAAAUUCACCUUUGAUAUGUAUUCAAGAGUUUAUUAAAAAUUGACAUCAAAUAUACAGUAUAUAUACACACACCAUGCAUUAUAUAUAUGUAUAAAAUGUGAGCGAGAGAGAGAAUAUUACACGGUGGUACAAAGACAUGAAGUUUAUCUUCGAGUGGUGAAUGUAUACAUCACGAGUGAGCAUAGCAAAUUAGUGAAAAUAUAUUUAAUGCUCGAAGACAAACUUCAUAUCUUUGCACCACCGUGUAACGUUAUUUAUAUUAUAUGGACACAUCCACAACAAAAUACGCAAGUUAAUCAAAGGAAUUUAAAUUUUGAACCAGUUUGGCAUUUUGGCAUUUUCAAUCAGAUCCAUGAUGUAUUUCGUAUGAAAAAUGCAGGUUUUUCAACACGAGAAGAUAAACUUCAUAUUUUCAAGCCAACAUGUGAUU
This is a messenger RNA of Neoarius graeffei (lesser salmon catfish), 1726 nucleotides long. RefSeq names its product BCL2 interacting protein 1a (gene bnip1a). The record is from RefSeq and is a predicted model, not a curated record. Gene Ontology annotation, cellular component: SNARE complex; endoplasmic reticulum. The coding region runs from base 23 to 736 and encodes 237 amino acids. Gene Ontology annotation, biological process: retrograde vesicle-mediated transport, Golgi to endoplasmic reticulum. The transcript is spliced from 7 exons. NCBI's taxonomy places the organism in Eukaryota, Metazoa, Chordata, Actinopteri, Siluriformes, Ariidae. Gene Ontology annotation, molecular function: SNAP receptor activity.